CGGAACCGCCGUGUUGAAAUGCCCGGUGUUGAAAGCCGGAGUUCACCGCACUCCGUCCUGAAGGAAGGAGGCUGAGUGUCUGCAGCACUUGCCCCCUGCGCGUGACCGAGCAGCCUGUCUUCCCUUAUGAUAAAAGCCGCAUUUGGCUGAUGAGCAAAGUGACGAGGUCGCCGAGUGAGACUGAGGAUAUCUGGGAAACGGAGGAGGAUGACAUGACGGAAGGUGACCUAGGGUAUGGCCUCGGAGGAAGACCCGGCGGGAUUUAUGAAGUUUCGUGUUCUAUUGCAUCUAAGAAAAGGUCGGAUGGAAGGAACCUAAGCCCCCCUCCGUUUCCAAGAAAGGGGGACGAAAGAAGCGAAACCAUUUUUCAGUAUUCCGGGACUGAGGGCUUGCGGGAUACACGCGCUCAAGGAUGCAGAGCGUCCGGCUACACGCGGCAGAGCAGCUCUGAUUCUAACUCAGAAUUGUCAAAUGAACAAUUAAGGCAGCGUCUUCAUGAAACUUUAGAGCAUUCCCUCAUCAUGCUGUGCAACCAGCAACACUGGUCCUUGUGGUUUUGUGAGAAUGACUUCUGGAUUGCUGCAGGAAUUAAUCACCCUUGGCUUUUACUGCAGUUAACAUCAGUGAGAGUAAUUUUCUCAGCUGGACUCUCCCACUCCAUUCCAGGAUAUGCAUCCCAAAGGAGAAAGAAGACCUUAGGGCAGCGACUGCUGGGGAUGCUCCCUUCAGAAAACAGUUCGAAGAGGACUGAAGACCAAGACAGCCCACAAGAAGUCCUUAAGAUGCUAGUAGACUUGUUGAAUGACAAAGAAGAAGCACUGGCUCAUCAAAGAAAGGUCAGUUACAUGCUUGCUCGGACGCUGGAAGACAAAGACAUUGCCGCCAAGAAGAAUAAGGACAAAAUUCCCACGAACCAGAAAUCCCCAUUCACAGCCCCCUGGCAGGAAGUUUCAGGACGCUGUGUUUUGUGUGACCCAGCACACUCAAAUGUCCAUGUUUCUGAUCCUGUGGGUUGUAUUUGUUUAGUCCACCACCCCCAGAGAGAUUCAGACUGCUCAAGGACUCUUAAAAGAUCCCAUUCUUUGCCAUCAAAUAUAUUUUAAAAAUAAACCAGCUGGAAUCAGAAUUAGAGCUGUUAAAAAUCAAGUUUGGAGCUGGAAAUGUAUCUCAGAGGUAGGACACUUGGUCAGUGUGCAUAAGGCCUUGGUUUAGCACACGGUGGUGCACACCUUCAAUCCAAGCACUCAGGAAGCAGAAGCAGGCAAUCUAACUCUGAGUCCAACCUGGUCUAUAGAGCAAGUUCCAGGACAGCCAAGGCUCCACAGAGAAACCCUGUCUUGAAAAACCAUAAAGGCCUCAGGUUUGAUGUUCAGCAUUGCAAAGACUUUGAAAGAGAACCCAAAGUAUGGAGGAUCCUAAUUUAUAAAUAAAUCCCAGCACUUGGGAGCCUGAGGCAAAAAUACUGUGAUUUGAGGGCUGACAAGAUACAGCGAGAUACAGAUACCGCCAAAAAUCACAAAAAGAAUUACAUAAUGUUGAUAUUAAGAAGUUGUAUGCUUUCUAAAUAUUUUAAAAAUGUUAGCAUAGUAAUUUACAAAGCAGUAAGUUCAUUAUGAUAUCUUAAUACAUGUAUUAAAAAUGUAUGUGUUUAACCACAUCCCUCCCUUUUAGUUUUAGGAUGCAGCUCAAGUACUCAAACCUUUAACACGUGUUCUAUAAGAAAUGUAUUAGUACUGUACUCUAUGUACUAUGUUGACAUUUUAUUUAUAAAGUGCUUUUUCAUAUUUUGACAGUAUCAAUGACAAGUAUUCUUGGGAAAAAUUCAGUUAUUUGUAGAGCUGGGGAGAUAGCUCAGUCGGUGCAGUGUUCCCUUGCUAGCAUGAGGCUGAGUCCGAUCCUCAGCAGCCACAGGAAAAGCCAGGUGCGAUGGAGCACACCUGACCGCUGGAGAUGCAGAGGUUUCCAGGCUAGCCAGCUCCUCCUAAUAGGAAAGCCCCAGACUCCAGCAAGAGACCUGCCUCAAAAAAAAGGUGGACAAAACCCAAGGCUGACUUCUGGUGAGCACAUGCAUACAUACAUGUGUACACACACACACACACACACACACACACAAUUACCGACUGAUGAAGUAAUUUUUCUGUUGGGUGUAGUGGUACAUCUCUGUAAACCCAACACUCAAGAGGCUUCAAGCUUGCAAGUAUUAGGAAAGCCUGGAUGCAACCUAGCAAUAAAAGUUGUCUCAAAAACCAAAGCUAGAGCUGGUGGCAUGGUUCAGUGGGUAAACACGACUUGCGUUAGGAGAGACCCAACUCCCAGGAGCUGUCCUCUGACCGCCACACUUCCCUGCGGUUUAUACUUGUCCCUACAUAAGUGAAACUGGGCAGGGUGGUGCGCACCUCAUCCCAGCACUCAGA
Messenger RNA from Microtus ochrogaster (prairie vole), 2414 nucleotides. It is a transcript of the gene Ccdc125, whose product is annotated as coiled-coil domain containing 125. Gene Ontology annotation, cellular component: cytoplasm. Gene Ontology annotation, biological process: negative regulation of Rho protein signal transduction; negative regulation of cell motility. The transcript is spliced from 5 exons. The record is from RefSeq and is a predicted model, not a curated record. NCBI's taxonomy places the organism in Eukaryota, Metazoa, Chordata, Mammalia, Rodentia, Cricetidae. The coding region runs from base 150 to 1103 and encodes 317 amino acids.